Messenger RNA from Bubalus bubalis (water buffalo), 3297 nucleotides. It is a transcript of the gene EPHA1, whose product is annotated as EPH receptor A1. Bases 90 to 3041 code for a protein of 983 amino acids. The record is from RefSeq and is a predicted model, not a curated record. The transcript is spliced from 18 exons. Gene Ontology annotation, biological process: cell surface receptor protein tyrosine kinase signaling pathway; axon guidance; protein phosphorylation. Gene Ontology annotation, molecular function: protein binding; transmembrane-ephrin receptor activity; ATP binding. Gene Ontology annotation, cellular component: neuron projection; plasma membrane. NCBI's taxonomy places the organism in Eukaryota, Metazoa, Chordata, Mammalia, Artiodactyla, Bovidae.
CCCGCCCCCGCCCGGCCGGCCCGGCUAGCCCAGUUCUCGCGACCUGGCCCCGCCAUCCGGGCCGCGGUCCCAGGUCCCGGCCCAGCGCCAUGGAGCGGCGCUGGACCCUGGGACUCGGGCUGCUGCUGCUGCUGCUGCUCUGCGCCCCGCUGCCCCCGGGGGCGCGCGCCGAGGAAGUCACUCUAAUGGAUACUAGCAUGGCACAGGAAGAGCUGGGCUGGCUCCUGGAUCCCCCAGAGGAUGGGUGGAGUGAGGUGCAGCAGAUACUGAAUGGGACACCCCUGUACAUGUACCAGGACUGCCCUAUGCAAGAAGGCAGAGACACUGACCACUGGCUUCGCACCAAUUGGAUCUACCGGGGAGAGGAGGCCUCUCGUGUCCACGUGGAGUUGCAGUUUACCGUGCGGGACUGCAAGAGUUUCCCCGGGGAAGCAGGGCCUUUGGGCUGCAAGGAGACCUUCAACCUCCUGUACAUGGAGAGUGACCAGGACGUAGGCAUUCAGCUCCGGCGGCCCCUAUUCCAGAAGGUAACCACGGUGGCCGCCGACCAGAGCUUCACCAUCCGAGACCUUGCAUCCAGAGCCGUGAAGAUGAACGUGGAACGCUGCUCCUUGGGCCACCUGACCCGCCGAGGCCUCUACCUCGCUUUCCACAACCCGGGUGCCUGCGUGGCCCUGGUGUCCGUCCGGGUCUUCUACCAGCGCUGCCCUGAGACUGUGCAUGGCUUGGCCCAAUUCCCCGACACUCUCCCUGGACCUGGGGGGUUGGCCGAAGUGGCAGGGACCUGCCUGCCCCAUGCGCACAUCAGCCCUGGCUCCUCAGGUGCACCCCGCAUGCACUGCAGCCCCGAUGGCGAGUGGUUGGUACCGGUGGGGCGGUGCCACUGUGAGCCUGGGUAUGAGGAGGGCAGCAGCGAUGUUGAGGAAUGCCUUGCCUGCCCGAGCGGCUCCUAUCGGAGUGAUGUGGACGCACCCCAGUGUCUCAAGUGCCCCCAACAUAGCACAGCCGAGGCUGAAGGGGCCACGGAGUGUGCCUGCGAGAGUGGGCAUUACCGAGCUCCUGGGGAGGGCCCCCAUGCUGCGUGCACACGUCCCCCCUCAAUCCCCCGAAAUCUGAGCUUCUCCGUUUCAGGGACUCAGCUCUCCCUGCGCUGGGAACCCCCAGCAGACCUGGGGGAACGUGAAGAUGUCACAUACAAUGUGGAGUGUUCUCAGUGUCAGGGAGCAGCGCUGGACGGGGGGCCCUGCCAGCCCUGCGGGGCAGGUGUGAGCUUCUCUGCAGGCCCUAGCAGGCUGACUGCAUCCUCCGUGCGUGUGGAUGGCCUCGAUCCCCACGCCAACUACACCUUCAAUGUGGAAGCCCAGAAUGGAGUGUCGGGGUUGGGUGCCUCCAAGCCCGCCAGCGCCUCACUCAGCAUCAACAUGGGGUCUGCAGCAGAGUCCCUGUCAGGCUUGUCCCUGAGACUGGUGAAGAAGGCACCACGGCAGCUGGAGCUGACCUGGGCGGGGUCCCGGUCCCGCAGCCCCGGGGGGAACCUCAGCUACGAGUUGCACGUGCUGAACCAGGACGAAGAGCGGUACCAAAUGGUUCUAGAGCCCAGGGUCCUGCUGACGGAACUGCAGCCCGACACCACGUACAUCGUCAGAGUCCGCAUGGUGACCCCUCUGGGACCUGGCCCCUUCUCCGCUGACCACGAGUUUCGGACCAGCCCACCAGUUUCCAGGGUCCUGACUGGAGGCGAGAUCGUGGCCAUCAUCUUUGGGCUGCUGCUGGGUGUAGCUCUGCUGCUCGGGAUGCUGGUCUUCCGUUCCAGGAGAGCUCAGCGGCGGCGGCACCAGAGGCAGCAGAGGCAGCGAGAUCGCGUCGCUGAUGGAGACCGAGAGGACAAGCUGUGGCUGAAGCCUUACGUCGACCUCCAGGCGUAUGAAGACCCUGCCCAGGGAGCCCUGGACUUCACCCAGGAGCUCGACCCGGCCUGGCUGGUCGUGGACACCGUCAUAGGGGAAGGAGAGUUUGGGGAAGUGUAUCAGGGGUCCCUGAGACUCCCCAGCCAGGAUGGCAAGAUUGUGGCUAUUAAGACCUUGAAAGACACAUCUCCCGAAGGCCAGUGGUGGAACUUCCUUCGCGAGGCGACUAUCAUGGGCCAGUUCAACCACCCGCACAUUCUGCACCUGGAAGGCGUGGUCACAAAGAGAAAACCCAUCAUGAUCAUCACGGAGUUUAUGGAGAAUGGAGCCUUGGAUGCCUUCCUAAGGGAGCGGGAGGACCAGCUAGUGCCUGGGCAGCUGGUGGCCAUGCUGCAGGGCAUAGCAUCUGGCAUGAACUACCUCAGUGACCACAAUUAUGUCCACCGGGACCUGGCCGCCAGGAACAUCUUGGUGAGUCAGAACCUGUGCUGCAAGGUGUCUGACUUUGGCCUGACCCGCCUCCUGGACAACUUUGAUGGCACCUAUGAAACCCAGGGAGGGAAGAUCCCCAUCCGUUGGACAGCCCCCGAAGCCAUCGCCCACCGGAUCUUCACCACGGCCAGCGAUGUGUGGAGCUUUGGGAUCGUGAUGUGGGAGGUGCUCAGCUUCGGGGACAAGCCCUAUGGGGACAUGAGCAAUCAGGAGGUAAUGAAGAGCAUUGAGGAUGGGUACCGGCUGCCCCCGCCCGUGGACUGCCCUGCCCCCCUCUAUGAACUCAUGAAGAACUGCUGGGCCUACGACCGUGCCCGCCGGCCCACCUUCCACCGCCUGAAGGCACAGCUGGAACAUCUGCAUGCCAACCCCCACUCCCUGCGAACCAUUGCCAACUUUGAUCCCAGGGUGACCCUUCGCCUGCCCAGCUUGAGCGGCUCCGAUGGGAUCCCCUACCGAAGCGUGGCCGAGUGGCUGGAGUCCAUCCGAAUGAAGCGCUACAUCCUGCACUUCCGCUCCGCCGGGCUGGACACCAUGGAGUGCGUGCUGGACCUGACGGCCGAGGACCUGGUGCAGAUGGGGAUCACGCUCCCGGGCCACCAGAAGCGCAUUCUUUACAGUAUUCAGGGCUUCAAGGACUGAGCCUUCCCCUCCCCGACUCUGUCUUCAGGGAGCAAGGAUGGGCCCCAGGUCCCUUGACCUGCCAGACACAGGAUGUUGGUGCUGCUCCUGCUUGCUUCCCGAGGAACUGCCUCUGAAGCUCUCUGAAGUCUCUUUGUUUUAAAAAGGGAGGUUGGGUAGAAGUACAAAAGUGAAUUGUGGGAGUUGGGGGAGGGCUUAAUAUAUAUUAUAUACAUAUACAUAUAUAUUUUUGUAAAUAAACAGAAACUUCACCCCA